This is a messenger RNA of Aplysia californica (California sea hare), 1622 nucleotides long. RefSeq lists its product as uncharacterized. The transcript is spliced from 4 exons. The record is from RefSeq and is a predicted model, not a curated record. Bases 193 to 1470 code for a protein of 425 amino acids. Lineage: Eukaryota; Metazoa; Mollusca; Gastropoda; Aplysiida; Aplysiidae.
GCAUGUACUAUUUUUGAUCUAACGUAUUGUGGUUCCUUUACCAUUAUAGCCUUUAUUAUUUAAAAAAAGAUCAUUGCAGCGUUUUAAAAAAAGCCCAAACUCUCUUUGCACUGCCAUUUUCAGAUAAUUGGUAUCGUGAUACUGAAAACAAAUAUCGGUGUAGGCCUACUGCAUCUUGAUAACAAGAGCAAGAUGGACGUCGUAGACUGUGCUGAUUCCCUAACAGCCAGUGCUUUGAAUGUACAAAUACAGGAAAUGAGGGGUGUGGAACAAACGGAAGUUCCCAGGCCACACACAUCGUUCGUGGACAGUGAGAGUGAGACGAACACGGCGGAAGUACUGUCAGAAGCACAUGACGUCAUCGAAAGAAUGGGUGCCUUCUCCGUUCUUGGCAACGACGCGCCCAGAAAUGUGGUCGAACGAGAAAGCCCAGAGCAGUGCAGUCUAGAGCAGCGCGUUGGUCAGGAGUGUCAAGCCUGCACUGUCCCUUUACCUUUGGAGCUGAUGAGCCAGGGGUCGACACCACAGCAGAACACGGGACACAGCACCGCUGUGCUGGACAGUGUGAUCAAAGGGCUGGGUGGUGGGUCGGAGUCCAACCCGAGAACAGGAGACGACGUAGUGUGCUUGAUGCUCCAACAGAUUCUCCAGGCAGGCAGGCUGGCUGAGUGCUGCGUGCAGGCAGAGCGAGAGAGAGUCGGGGCGGAUCUAGAGAGGGAGAGGGCGGCUGUCCGUGCCGAGAGAGAAAGGGUCAACAGUCUAGUGGAUAGUGAGAGGGCUGCGCUGAUGUUAGAGAGAGAGCGCUCGUGGGGCCUGAUCCAGUCUGAAAGAGAACGGCACGCACUUCAACUAGAGCGACAGCUGACUUCAGAACUCAGACAGGAGCUGAGGGCGAAUGGAGAGUUCAGUCAACGCCAACGGGAGCAGUGCAAGACGCAAGGUCGAGGACAUGGCAGAGCCAAUGGUUCAGUCGAAGCAGAACUUCGAGCUCCAGUCAAAGAACUGAUGACGAACGAGAUGCUUGACAAUUUCAAACAAAAAUUGGAUCAACACGGCAACGAUGUAAAAACGCAGAGAAAGGAACAGAAGUGUAAUACUAACAGAAUGCCGUCAAAAUUCAAAUCUGAAAACCACAGGGUGGGUGACGGAGACUCGGAUGAAAAUUGCACCUGGGAAAGGAAAUCUCCCAAGUCAGAGAGUUGGGCGAGAAAAAAAUUAAAUGAUGACGCCAUGAAAUCUCAAAGAGAAGACGGUGGAGGAAGAGUUUCUGCUACUCGCGGCGAGACGCUUGCGACGAAAGCUAUGUGUGACGUCAUCAACGAGAACUGCUACCAGAUCCACCAGGCGGUGUGUGGCCAACAGCACAUACUGCUGAUGACGUGUUGUUUGGUCGUCGGCCUCGUCUUCGCUCACAUCUUCAACGUGUGCGGGGCCUUUGGCUGGACGGCUGUGCUGCAACACACGAAAUGACAAGUUAACUCACUGAAGACGUGCAUUCUGCAUGGUUACUUUAAAAUACGAGGCAUAACUUCCAUAUUAUUCAUAGAGAAAUUUCAGUUCUCUUUCCUUUAUCUGAAACUUUAAAAGGCAGGCAACGACAUGCAUGCUAUCAAAAAUUCAAA